Homarus americanus (American lobster) is the source of this 2625-nucleotide messenger RNA. RefSeq names its product BTB/POZ domain-containing adapter for CUL3-mediated RhoA degradation protein 2-like. Gene Ontology annotation, biological process: protein homooligomerization. Gene Ontology annotation, molecular function: protein binding. The coding region runs from base 227 to 1117 and encodes 296 amino acids. The transcript is spliced from 7 exons. Lineage: Eukaryota; Metazoa; Arthropoda; Malacostraca; Decapoda; Nephropidae. The record is from RefSeq and is a predicted model, not a curated record.
UAUUAUAGAUAAUAGUGAGCUAGAGAGGGUAACAGCAAGAUGGUCGCUGGGCAGUAAAGGUGUCUGCUAUCUGUCACACCGUUCCUGCGCAAUUGCUGCAAAUAUUUUCGGGUGUGUAAGUAACAGCUGUGGUGUUGUGGUGGCGGGGGUGCAGGACGUGACACGGGACGUGACCCUGGAGUCGACACGGACGGUGGUGGUGGCGCCACCCUCACCCACCUCAGACAUGUCAGGAGAUCAUAAAAAGGUUAUUAAAGGAAGUCCAUCGCAGUAUGUGAAGUUAAAUGUUGGUGGUUCUCUGCAUUACACAACAAUUGGCACACUCACCAAACAUGACAACAUGUUAAGAGCAAUGUUUUCUGGGCGGAUGGAAGUGCUCACAGACUCAGAAGGUUGGAUAUUAAUUGACCGAUGUGGGAAACACUUUGGCACGAUCCUCAAUUAUCUUCGUGAUGAAUGGAUCCCAAUACCAGAAAACCAGAGAGAGUUACAGGAAUUACUGGCAGAAGCAAGGUACUACUGUAUGAGUGACUUAGUGGAGGUAUGUGAAGGGGCAAUUAAGCAACGAGAACCAGAGAAAGAUCCAGUAUGUCGUGUACCUCUUAUUACAUCACAGAAAGAAGAACAGAUGCUAAUACAAUCUACCAGUAAACCUGUCGUGAAACUUCUUGUUAACCGGCAUAACAACAAAUAUUCAUACACAAGCACAUCUGAUGAUAACUUGUUGAAGAACAUUGAACUUUUUGAUCGUCUCUCCCUACGUUUCAGUCGACGAGUAUUGUUCAUAAAGGAUGUAAUUGGUUCAAAUGAGAUCUGCCUUUGGGCCUUUUAUGGACACGGGAAAAAGUUAGCUGAAGUUUGUUGUACAUCAAUUGUGUAUGCAACAGAUAGAAAACACACAAAGGUUGAGUUCCCAGAAGCAAGAAUCUAUGAAGAAACCUUAAAUGUUUUGUUGUAUGAGAAUCGUACAGGACCAGAUGCUGAAUUGAUGCAAGCUACAUCCACUCGAGGAGCUGUUGCACCUGUUGUAUGCACAUCUGAUGAUGAAGAAGAGAGGAGAGGUGGUGUUUGUUCCCAGUCUGGUUUGGGGAGGCUACGUUCUAAUAAAAAUAAUUAGUUGAUUAUAUAAAGAGAUUUAGUGAGGCAAAGUUAGAACUCUGUUUAUAUCCAGCAACUAACCACAAAAGUAUCAUUCAAAAAUAAAAUUUAGGCUAGUAAGUUCAUUCUAGCCCAUUGAGGCUUUGCUCAAACAACCACCUUUAUGAUGCUGCCAAUGAUAGUGGAAAAUUUUUUAUAAAGUUUUUGUAUUUGGCUGUGGAGGCUCUGACAAUAAAUGCCAUAAACUCCUGUGUACAAGUUCAUCUAGUUAUUUACUGAUAAGGGCUCUACCGAGUUAUCUUGGUAAAGAGAAUCCUAAUAUAGUGUAUAAGAUCCCAACUACCGGUAAGCAGAUUAUGAAAGAAUAUACAAUAUGCAGUAUAAAAUUUGAACACCAUGUCACUUUGUUUCAGAUUUGUAGUUAAGGUUGACUGGUGUCUCCUGUGAUUCCUUGAUAAAUGCAUCGUAAAAUAUUCUGUAGCAUUUUGUUACUUUAUGAAAAAUGGUAGGCUAUGGAAACGAUAUCUUUUCAGAUUUUAUGUUUAGUUAAAAAUCUUUAUAUUAUUAUUAUUAUUACCAUUAUUCUCCAAAUCUUAUUAGAUGCCUUUUAAUUUUUUUGUUUUCAAUAUUAAAGGAAAUAUUUUCUCUUGUUUAAGAAUGGGUUGAUAAACCAAGCAUAGCACCUAUCUCAGUACAGUAUACUGAAUUUUAACUUGUGCUGUAUAUGCACUAAUCUGAAUCUCAGUGAAUUUGUUUCAUUCUUCAUUUAAAAUCACCUCGGCAUUGUAGUGGUUAGCGUGUUGUUGUGCUGCACUACUUGCCAAUGUUCAAUCCCAGGGCAUACCAAGUGGGUUUCCACUACAGUUCUGGUCAAACAAUAGGGUAAAAAUACUCAACCCAUGUGACCCUACAAGUUCACUUUAUAAGUCAUGUCACCACUUUGCUGUGUCUUGGUUUGGAAUUUAACCCAACUGUUUUCCAAGAAGCGCUUCUGUGAUGAAUGUAGUAUAGAUUGCAAUCAGGGAAACCGGUACAUAGCCGGAAGUGUUCUUGUGUGACACCCAUGGGUUAUUAUGGAUUAUUAUAAAGGUAAUAUUUUCAUGUGACUUAUCAAUAUAAUGUGUCCAUAUAAUGCAAUUGUUGUUUCUAGACUUGACAGUUUGAUGUAAAUAGGCAAAUAAAGAUACAGUAUUUAGGAGUCCACAGUUACUUCCAGAUUUGCUCACUUACAGAUUUUAAUUCUAUUCUAGUAAAACAAAAUGUUCUUUCAUUAAUGAGUAAAUCACAUGUACUUGAAGAUUUUUUUGUGUGAUCGGUAUAAAAUUUAUUAAAAUACUUAAUUUGUGAGAAAAAUGCCAGUUUUUAUCUUUCAUCUAAAUUAUUAUUAUUCCACCUUCAUAAGUCUUACAACAUUGCAGUGGUAGCUGUACACGAGCUGAAACUCGUAUCCAUGUGGUGUAGUUGGUAUGUAAGGGCUAGUCUUCAAAUGUCUUUUUUAUAUGACACAUGAAUAAAAGAUUUAUGUAA